Molecule: messenger RNA, 571 nt
Organism: Plectropomus leopardus (leopard coralgrouper)
Lineage: Eukaryota; Metazoa; Chordata; Actinopteri; Perciformes; Serranidae
Source: RefSeq, a predicted model, not a curated record
GACCCUGUGUCCCUGCUGCCUGUAGACAUGGUGUCUCGUGGUUUCAGUAUCUUCUCCAUCCUGCUGAGGUACGCUGUGGACAUGUUGACCUGGGACCAGGAGGACCAGCUGCCUGUGGGACUGGAGCCCCCGGACAGAGGAGACACCUACUACUGCAUGUUGUUCAAUGAUGAGGUCCACACGUAUGAACAGGUCAUCUAUACGCUGCAGAAAGCCGUCAACUGCAGCCAGAAGGAAGCUGUCAGCUUCGCUACCACCGUGGACAGAGACGGCAGGAAGUCGGUUCGAUUUGGAGAUUUCCAGUUCUGUGACCAGGCCAAGUCUGUCAUUGUGAGGAAUACCAGCCGGCAGUCGAAGCCCCUCAGAGUCCAGGUCAUGCACUCGUCAGUCGUCGCUCAUCAGUGUUUCGCUCUGAAGGCGCUCAGCUGGCUGGGGCAGGUCAUCCAGUACUCAGACGGUCUGAGGAGGAUCCUGUGUCAGGUGGGCCUGCAGAAAGGUGCAGAGGGAGAUUACUCCUCGCUGGUCGACAAGCUGAUGCUCAACGACUCCAAGAUGUGGAAAGGUAACCGCU